Messenger RNA from Peronospora belbahrii, 762 nucleotides. The record is from the annotation of a GenBank genome assembly. Lineage: Eukaryota; Oomycota; Peronosporomycetes; Peronosporales; Peronosporaceae.
AUGUUUCGAAACCAAUAUGAUACGGAUGUGACUGUAUGGAGUCCACAAGGUCAUUUACAUCAAAUUGAUUAUGCGAUGGAAGCAGUUAAACAAGGAAGUGCAUGUCUAGGAUUAACAUCCAAUAAGUUUGUUGUAUUAUGUGGUAUCAAACGUCAAAGUCUUGAACUAGCGGAACAUCAGAAAAAAGUCUUUAAAAUUGAUGAUCACAUGGGUAUUGCAAUCUCUGGACUUACAGCGGAUGCACGAACACUGGCGCGUUUUAUGCGUACAGAAAGUCUCAAUCAUAAGUUUGUCUAUGGUAGUGAUAUUACCGUGGGACGGUUGGUUUCGGACGUAGCAGACAAGAAACAAGAGUGUACACAGUCCUACAUUCGUCGUCCGUACGGUGUGGGACUGCUUGUAGCUGGUGUUGACAAAAAAGGGGUGCAUCUGUACCAAACGUGUCCGUCAGGCAAUUACUACGAGUACAAAGGGAUUGCAAUUGGUGCACGGUCGCAGUCAGCACGCACGUAUUUGGAAAAGCACUUUGAGAGCUUUCCUAAUUUGAGCAAGGAGGAGCUUAUUCAUCACGCACUUCAGGGUGUGCGUGGCUGUCUUCAUGGAGACCAGGAACUGACGGCUAAUAACGUUUCUAUUGCGGUCGUGGGAGUAGACCAGCCUUUCAAGAUUAUUGAGGGCACCGAGCUCCAGCCUUACAUUGAUGCCGUGGAGGUGUCGGAUGUGAAGGAGGAUGAAGACGGUGACACCAAGAUGGAAGAAUAA